Patella vulgata (common limpet) is the source of this 3596-nucleotide messenger RNA. Its product is annotated as zinc finger protein 664. The transcript is spliced from 3 exons. The coding region runs from base 168 to 1985 and encodes 605 amino acids. Gene Ontology annotation, cellular component: nucleus. The record is from RefSeq and is a predicted model, not a curated record. NCBI's taxonomy places the organism in Eukaryota, Metazoa, Mollusca, Gastropoda, Patellidae.
UGCUUUUUGGAAAUGAAAAGAAGGUGUUUCUGCAUAUUUUUUAUUUACGAAAGUUAAAUGCUUUGUUUUGAUUUUUGCUGUGAGUGACGACAAGCACGACAUUGGUUGUGAUCCCUAUUGAAACUGAACACUGCAUCCUGUUAGUUUGUCUAACUGGAAGAAGAGACAUGGUCAGUUGCGUUGCUUGGGGAUGUACUAAUAACACCAACAAGUCUAAAUCUGGAAGCAUGUGUCAUUUUUUUCAAUUUCCAAGAGAGGCAACACGCAGAACAGCCUGGACGCAGCGAUGUCAACGAGGAGAGAAGGGCUGGUCUCCAUCGAAACAUGCUCGUCUUUGUUCGGAGCAUUUCGAGUUAUCUGCGUACGAACGAGAUCCUGCUCGAUUGAAGAAAUUGGGAUAUGAAAAUGCUAGAGUGAAACUCAAGCCAGAUGCUGUGCCAACAUUGUUCCUGAAGAAAACAUUUGUUGCUAAUUUUGACAAUGCAACUGCGACACAAGGGUCUCACAGGAAGCAACGGGCAACCAAGGAAACUAAUGAUGUUAAAACUUUUCAUCAGUGUAUAGUAUGUGAUGAUAUUUUUCAUAAGUAUAGUGACUUGGAAAACCACAAUAAAAUCCAUGUUAAAGAAGAGGAAACUGAUGAUGAUGGUUUAGAUUCUGAAGGACAUGCUGAAAUUACCUUAGAUCAAAGUGCUGAUGUAAAUGUUAAAAAAGAAAAAACUAAUGAUGUUGAAUUAGAUAAAAAAUUUAAAGAAGAGAAAACUGAUAAUUUUAGCAUAGACCAAACUUCUGAUGUUAAAAAAGAUCAAAUAAAUAAUGUUGAAACAUUCCAUCAGUGUCGACUGUGUGGUGAUACAUUUGGAUUAUACACCGACUUAGAGACACAUUGUAAAAUACAUGUUAAAGAAGAACAGUCUACAGCAAGUACUUCAUAUCGGAAUAUAGUCUGUGAAGACAGUUUUAACGUAGACACUGAAUUAGGGAUUCAUAUUUCAGCACACCAUGGAACAUUUAUUCCUAAUGAAAAACAAAAUACAGAUAUUUCUAUUCCUCAUCUGUCUGAUGAAGAACAAUCGCCACAAAAGGGGACAUCUUUGUCAAAAGAUUUACAUGUAAACCAAGAAAUCAAGUCAUUAUUUAAAUGUAGUGUUUGCAGUAAAUCAUUUAACAAAAACAGUAAUUUACAGGUUCAUCUACGAAUACAUACUGGCGUAAAACCUUAUAAAUGUGAUGUUUGUGAUAAAUCAUUUAUUCUUAAUGGUCACCUACAGAGACACACCAGAACUCACACGGGGGAAAAACCCUUUCAGUGUAAUUUGUGUAGUAAAUCAUUUUCUAGACAUUGUUCACUUAAUAAACAUACAGUAACCCAUACACGAGAGAAAAUGUUCAAAUGCCACAUUUGCUGCAAAGCAUUUACCCAAAAUGGUACUCUUCAAAAUCACAUUAAAAUUCACACCGGGGAGCAAACCUAUAGAUGUGAUUUAUGUGGUAAAUUAUUUUCAACAGUCAGUGACUUUAAUAGACAUUGUAGAACCCACACAGGUGAAAAGCCUUAUAGAUGUGAUGUUUGUGGAUCGUUUUUUACGCAAAAAAGUACGCUACAGAUGCAUUUUCGAACUCAUACAGGCGAAAAACCCUUUCAGUGUAGUUAUUGUCUUAAAUCAUUUUCUUUGAAAAACAUGCUCACGAGACAUGUCCGCUUACAUACUGGUGAAAAACCGUAUACAUGUGAUGUUUGUAAUAAAUCAUUUAGUUUAUUAUCUAAUUUAAAGCUGCAUGCCAGAAUUCACACUCAAGAGAAACCCUACAAAUGUUCUAUCUGCCAUACACUGUUUCGACAAAGCAAUAAUUUAAAGAGACAUCUCAAAAUUCAUAGCUCAGGUAAAGAAAAGCCAUUUAAUUGUGAUCUGUGUACUAAGUCCUUUAGUCAGAAACGUUGCCUCCAGUUUCAUUGUAAAACUAAACAUGGAAAAAUUCUAUGAAUUAUGAAACAAAACCUUUUUUGUACAGCAAUCAUUCAAAGGAAUCAGUAAGGUUUAGGCCACACAAAAAAAAAAUUCUGGUUCAGACAAUCCUUUGUACAAAUUUGAUGUGAGUGUGCGGCUUUUUUUUUUGUUUUUAUUUUCUCAAAAUCUUGUCUAGCCAGUUCUUCAUUUUUAUAAACUUACAAAAUUAUAAAACAUAAAAUAAGUAAGAUUCUGAUAUAACGGUCAAAUAAUGCCUUGACUUCAUCCAGGGAAAAUGUUUUCAAAUCCACCAGUAUCGAUACUGUUAAAGCAUGGAAUUUGCUUUGACUUAAAAACAAGUCUGUGCCCCAUAUCUCCCAACGGAGAAUACUUUCGGUCAUCUCUCUCAGAGUUAUCAGUUAUAGUUAGUUAUUUUGAGUUAUCAGUUAUAGUUAGUUAUUUUGAGUUACCAGUUAUAGUUAGUUAUUUUGAUUAUAAAAAAUGAAAGAUUGACAGCGAAAUGUCGCCAAUAACAAAUUAACAAUUCAUUGUCCAGUGCUGUUCUUGAUUAUCAGUAGUCUUUCCCAUGGUUACGUACUUGAUAUACGAGUCUAUUGUUCAGUUCCUCUUUUCAAGACAUACGAAAAUGGAUAAGUUAAGAUAAAAAACAUGUGACAUGGUGGUAUCAGAGAACCAGAAGAUUUUUUUUGAGUGUGGCCUAAAUUUAGUAAUAAUAAUCGUGCUAUGUUAUUCCUACAUGUACAUGUAGGUGGUUGGAUGGAUGAAUGGUUAGAGCGAGAGCGUUGUAUCAUAAGGUCUGUCAUGGAGUCAACUUGCAUGAUUUCGAUUCCCUGGUUGUACGCGGCAAGAAAUAGGUUCGCCUGUCCAGACUCGUGGGUUUUCUUCGGGUCAUCCUACUGCUAAAGACCUCUACCUACAAGCGAAUUAUUUAAAUAAAAUUGAACUAUAGAUGUAUGUUAGUCCUGAAAUAACCUGAGUGGACGUUAAACCCCAUUUCUCUCUCUCUCUCUAUUCCUACAAGCCUUUUUAUAACCCAAGGCGAUCUUACGCCUUGUUAUGUACCACCAGGAAAUCGAAACCACGCAAGUUGACUCAAUGACAGACCUUAUGGUGCAAUGCGCACACACGCUAACCAUUCGGCCAUCCAACCCCCAUAUUAUGAAAUUCAAUUACAUAUAGUUUGAAAAUAACCCUUUAAAAGAUUUUUUAGCUUAAAUAUUACAGUCAAUAGGUGGCUUUAUUGUUGCAAGUGGAGGACAAGCUGAUCGUGUAAAUUAUGUGUUUACUGUUGUAUUUACCAUAUUAGUAUUAUUAUAAUCUAUUAUAUUAAAGAUUUAUUUAUAUCAACUAACAGUAUAUAUGUAUCUACAUAAAUACAAAUUAUACAAUUCUAUGUACAACAGAUAAAUAGUCAGUUAUGUGUGGUUUUGUAAAGCAUAUAUUUGGCAAAAUAGAUUUACAUAAGUUUCUUGAAUUAUUAAUAUCUAUAUAAAUACAAGUGAUUCAUUGCAUCAUAGAAAUCUGUAUACAAUAGAUAAUAGUUACGCAUGAUUUUGUAAUUGUAAUGCAUGUCAUUGGCAAAAUAGAUUUACACAAAAGUUUCUUGAAUAAAAGCUUGAAGAACCA